GCGCAGCAGCACCCCCCUCCCCGCCCCCAGCACACACCUGUCACGCCUGGCGUGCCCCCUGCCCGCACUAGCGCGGCCCACGCAGCUCUGGACGCAGGCGGCCUAGGUUGAGGAGUCCCCCCACUCCGAGGCGCCAGGGGCCAGGCAGCGGUUACGUGGCUGCGUGGGUGGCCGCGGUCGUGACAGGUGGCUGUGAGCAGGGUCGCAGACAUGCUGCUGCUCAAGAAACAGACGGAGGACAUCAGCAGUGUCUAUGAGAUCCGGGAGAAGCUGGGCUCGGGUGCCUUCUCCGAGGUGAUGCUGGCCCAGGAAAGGGGCUCUGCUCAUCUUGUGGCCCUCAAGUGCAUCCCCAAGAAAGCACUCCGGGGCAAGGAGGCCCUGGUGGAGAAUGAGAUCGCAGUACUGCGCAGGAUCAGCCACCCCAACAUUGUGGCUCUGGAGGACGUUCAUGAGAGCCCUUCCCACCUCUACUUGGCCAUGGAGCUGGUGACAGGUGGUGAGCUGUUUGAUCGCAUCAUGGAGCGGGGCUCCUACACAGAGAAGGAUGCCAGCCACCUUGUAGGGCAGGUCCUUGGUGCUGUCUCCUACCUUCAUAGCCUGGGCAUUGUGCACCGGGACCUCAAGCCUGAGAACCUCCUCUAUGCCACACCCUUUGAGGACUCCAAGAUCAUGGUCUCUGACUUUGGCCUGUCCAAAAUACAAGCUGGCAACAUGCUAGGCACAGCCUGUGGGACCCCAGGAUAUGUGGCCCCAGAGCUCCUGGAGCAGAAACCCUACGGGAAGGCUGUAGAUGUGUGGGCCCUGGGUGUCAUCUCCUACAUCCUGCUGUGUGGGUACCCCCCGUUCUACGACGAGAGCGACCCUGAACUCUUCAGCCAGAUUCUGAGGGCCAGCUACGAGUUUGACUCUCCCUUUUGGGAUGACAUCUCAGAAUCAGCCAAAGACUUCAUUCGGCACCUUCUGGAGCGUGAUCCCCAGAAGAGGUUCACCUGCCAACAGGCCUUACAGCAUCUUUGGAUCUCUGGGGAUGCGGCUUUAGAUAGGGACAUCCUGGGCUCUGUCAGUGAGCAGAUCCAGAAGAAUUUUGCCAGGACUCACUGGAAGCGUGCAUUCAAUGCCACAUCUUUCUUGCGUCACAUCCGUAAGCUGGGGCAGAGCCCAGAGGGUGAGGAGACCUCCAGACAGGGUAUGACCCGGCACAGCCACCCAGGCCUUGGGACUAGCCAGUCCCCCAAAUGGUAACAACCAGGUGGAUGCCAAAGAAGGCCAAGUUGACUGACUCCCAGAUUUCCUUCCCUCUGGCCCUUUCGGUCUCCUUCCUGCCUCUUGUCUGCUGGGCUGGCCUCUGUUGGAAAGUCUGAGACUGUGGGUGUGGUGCAUGGCACUGGGGUAGGGGCUUCCCCAGUAUGUCCCCUCCCCAUGGUGCUGCCACCCUCUAUAGAAACCGAGGAGGUGUUCACAAGUGGAUUUGGGGGCCAUCCUUCCUGCAUCUUGCACGCACACAUGCAUUGCAUGGCUGUCCUGUGCUUUGCUGACUGUGGGUGGUCCUGCUCGUGUUGUAUGUGGCCCUUCAGUUCCUCUUCCUUUCAACCAAUAAAGAAAAAC
Messenger RNA from Acomys russatus (golden spiny mouse), 1605 nucleotides. RefSeq names its product pregnancy up-regulated nonubiquitous CaM kinase (gene Pnck). NCBI's taxonomy places the organism in Eukaryota, Metazoa, Chordata, Mammalia, Rodentia, Muridae. Gene Ontology annotation, cellular component: intracellular anatomical structure. Gene Ontology annotation, molecular function: calmodulin binding; calcium/calmodulin-dependent protein kinase activity; ATP binding. The transcript has 12 exons. The record is from RefSeq and is a predicted model, not a curated record. Bases 211 to 1242 code for a protein of 343 amino acids. Gene Ontology annotation, biological process: peptidyl-serine phosphorylation.